Elaeis guineensis (African oil palm) is the source of this 1246-nucleotide messenger RNA. RefSeq names its product isoflavone reductase-like protein. Lineage: Eukaryota; Viridiplantae; Streptophyta; Magnoliopsida; Arecales; Arecaceae. Gene Ontology annotation, molecular function: oxidoreductase activity. The record is from RefSeq and is a predicted model, not a curated record.
CUCCGCUCCUAUAAGACUGGAGCGGUUCCAUCACCGUCGAUCGCGCCCGUCUCGAAGCCUUCCCCUCAUCCCGCUUGUACCGGCGGAGCAACGUAAUCUCUUUUGCCCUCGAUCAUCCGACGGUCCAGAUGGCGGGAAAGAUGAGCAAGAUCCUGAUCAUCGGCGGGACGGGGUACCUCGGUAAGUUUAUUGUGGGAGCUAGCGCGCGGUCUGGUCAUCCCACCUUCGUCCUGGUGAGAGAUACCGCCCCCUCCGACCAAGCCAAGGCCCAGCUCUUGAGGGCAUUCAAGAACUCCAGCGUCACCCUCCUCAAAGGGGAUUUAAAUGACCACGGGAGCUUGGUGGAGGCCAUGAAACAAGUGGACGUGGUAAUCUCAACGAUCGGGCCACGGCAGGUGUUGGACCAGUUUAAGAUCAUUGCUGCUAUUAAAGAAAUCGGAAUGAUUAAGAGGUUUUUGCCCUCGGAGUUUGGUUUAGAUGUUGAUCGCAUCCACACAGCGGAGCCUGCAUCGUCGGUGUUCGCUCUCAAGGCUCAAAUUCGUCGGGCCAUUGAGGCAGAAGGGAUCCCUUGCACCAUUGUGUGCUGCAACUGCUUCGCCGGAUAUUUUCUUCCAACGCUAGCACAGCCAGAACCUCCAAAAGACAAAGUUACAGUAUUAGGCGAUGGAAAUCCGAAGGCUGUCUUCCUUGCCGAAGAAGAUAUCGGCACGUAUACCAUCAAGACUGUAGAUGACCCGAGGACUUUGAACAAGAUUUUGUACGUGAAACCUCCUGCUAACAUCUGCUCCUUUAAUGAUCUUGUCUCCCUCUGGGAAAAGAAGACCGGCAAGACGUUGGAGAAGAUUUACCUUCCGGAAGAAGAGGUCUUGAAGAGGAUCCAGGAGGCUCCAUUCCCAUUGAACAUUCUGAUGGCAGUCAACUACUUGGUGUUUGUAAAGGGAGACACUGCUAAUAUUGAGAUCGAUCCAUCAUUUGGUGUGGAGGCUUCUGAGCUCUAUCCUGACGUAAAGUACACCAGUGUUCAAGAGUAUCUUAACCGUGUUAUCCAAUGAACCCACAAAACAUGCAAGUUGUCUUUGAGUUGAGGAAUUGGCCUGUUUGCAUCUUUGAAUUUUAAUAAUGUAAUAUCUUUAAUAAUAUAAGUGAUAUUUAUGUUGUUAUAAAUUCAAUAAAAGAUUUGUUGGGCUUAAACACUUGAUCUCAAAGUUGCAAAAUUUCAACCUAAAAAUCUAAUCGAUUUGCCCAA